AUGUCGAUGUCUUUAUGGACACCAUACGCGGACGAAGCGGCCCUGGACCUGACAAAAGCGGUACCGAUAAAGGCGGAGCGCGCCUCGCCGGUACCCGAGUACCGUUACCCGAGCCCGGUACCCCAGUACCCUUACUACGCUGCGCCUCAACUGUCACCUACAUCUGGAAGCACCUGUUCAUAUGAAGAAGCGUACAACAGGGGAACUUUAUCACCGCCGGAUUCACCAUCGUCAGAGAGAUUAAAAGAUUCGCUGUCAGACGACCCGGAGUUUCAAGCGUUCGAGCGUAACGCGCUGCGAGCGAUGGCGGAGAAGAACGGAGGCUCCCUAUUGGGCAAUAAUCCUAGAAUGCGUCGCGCCGUGCGUUCGACCAAUGAGAAUCCUGCUGAUGACUCGUACCGGUCGCAGCGGCAGAGGAACAACUUCGCAGCGAAGCAGAGUAGAGACCGGAGGAAGUUGAGGGAGAUCCAUUUGGCGCUGAAGGCUACUUAUUUGGGCAACGAAGUGGCGAGACUGAGGGCUCAGCUGGCUAGUCGGUGUUGUGGAAGGUGCCAGCAUCCUUGCGAAUGCUAA
This is a messenger RNA of Leguminivora glycinivorella, 573 nucleotides long. Its product is annotated as D site-binding protein-like. The coding region runs from base 1 to 573 and encodes 190 amino acids. Gene Ontology annotation, biological process: regulation of DNA-templated transcription. The record is from RefSeq and is a predicted model, not a curated record. The transcript has a single exon. Gene Ontology annotation, molecular function: DNA-binding transcription factor activity. NCBI's taxonomy places the organism in Eukaryota, Metazoa, Arthropoda, Insecta, Lepidoptera, Tortricidae.